UUCAACCGAGAGAGAGAGAGGACUUCUUCUUCCCCUUCUUCUUCGGCUCAAAUUCUCUGUCAGAGUUCAGUCUUUACGCUCUCAUUCUCCAUAACAAUGGACCUUUCACUCUUCUAAACUACCCUCUCUUCUCUCCACUAUUUACCAAUUAUGCCAUCUCCCUCCGCCGCCGCUCCGCCGCUCACUGCCGACCACCACCAUCACCCUCGCCCGAGCCAUCUUUACAUCAUCUUAGCUACAUCCUUAACAGCAUCGCUCAUCAUUCUGCUCUUAACCAUUUUCCUCAUCUACCGGAAACUCUCCCGCAACCGAACUGCUCCUUCAGAAACCCACCAAGAAAAUCCCCCAAAACUCCCCCGCCGAUUCUCCUACUCCCUCCUCCGUCGCGCUACGGCGUCGUUUUCCCCCUCCAACCGUCUCGGCCAUGGCGGCUUCGGCUCUGUCUACAAGGCUGUCCUCGACUCAGGCCUCUCUGUCGCCGUCAAAAUCAUGGACUCCCCUGGUUCUCUUCAGGGCGAGCGCGAGUUUCACAAUGAACUCUCCAUCGCCUCUCGUCUUAAUAACCCUAACAUUGUCUGCCUUCUCGGUCACUCUUCAGACCGGCGCCGCCGUCGACUGAUUUUGGUUUAUGAGCUUAUGCCUAAUCGUAGCCUACAAGAUGCCCUGUUCGACAGAAAGUGCCCUGAACUCAUGCCAUGGCGUAAGAGGUUUGAAAUUUCUCUUCGUAUUGCUUCUGCUUUACAGUAUCUUCACCAUUUUUGUACUCCCCCUGUGAUUCAUGGCGAUAUUAAACCUAGUAAUAUUCUGCUCGACGCCGAUUUCGAGGCUAAAAUUGGGGAUUUCGGCCUUGCGAGGCUGAAAUCGGAGGAGGAAGAUGGCGGUGGCGGAGUUAGAGAUGUUGGAGAUAAUGGAUCGAUUUUGGAGGAAACUGAGAGUGUCAUAGAUCGUUUGCCUGAUAGUUGUGUGGUUACGAUUCUUGAUUCACCGGAGAUGGUAGAGACACGGGCGAUUGAUGAUGAACAGAUGGUAGAAACACAGGAGAGGAAGAAAGGUGGGUCUGGGAGGGAUUGGUGGUGGAAACAGGAAACCGCCAUUGAUGGUUCAGAAUCUGGUAGAGUUAAGGAUUAUGUGAUGGAAUGGAUUGGGAAUGAGAUAAAAAAAGAUAGACCCAAGAAUGAAUGGGUUGAAUCUGAAAGCUCCAUUGCUUCUUCAAGUGGGAAAAAAGAGCAGAAGAAGCAAACCAGGAGAUUGGAAUGGUGGGCUUCUUUAGAUGAUGGAAGAAUGAAGAAGAAAGAGAAGAACAGGAAGAAGCCGAGGGAAUGGUGGAAGGAGGAGUUCUGCGAGGAGCUUGCAAGGAAGAAGAAGAGGAAAGAGCUCAGCUCAAAGAGUUGCAGGGACUUAUGGUGGCAAAGAGAUGAAGAUUCAACCAAGAUGAAGAAGGUCAAUAAGAACAGUAAAGGCAGCAUUGAUUGGUGGUUGGAUGGAAGAAGAAACAGCCUAGAUGGAGGAACGAGCGACAUCCCGAAGAGUGGAGGAAUCAGCAGCACGCCUAGUAUGAGAGGAACCAUUUGUUAUAUCGCCCCAGAGUACGGUGGGGGCGGGCAGAUAUCCGAGAAAUGCGAUGUCUAUAGCUUUGGAGUUUUGUUAUUAGUUCUAGUCUCAGGUCGACGACCAUUACAAGUAAUGGCAUCACCAAUAUCAGAGUUCGAUAGAGCAAACCUCAUCUCGUGGGCUCGACAACUGGCUCGCAAUGGCAAACUCUUGGAUCUCAUCGAUCCAUCCAUUCAUUCCUUGGAUAAGGAACAAGCCUUACUUUGUAUCACAAUUGCAUUGCUAUGCUUGCAAAGAUCACCAUCCAAACGCCCUACAAUGAACGAGAUCGUAGCAGUUCUUUCAGGAGAGGCCGAGGCACCUCUCUUACCGUUCGAGUUUUCGCCAUCCCCACCGUCGAACUUACUCUUCAAGUCUCAGAGGAAAGCCACCAGGUGAGUGAAAAUUAGUUGCUGUAUACCAUUUUCGAUUCAUCGUAAACUCUCUGCAAAUGGUUAUGGCUGAUGAUCUGAAAUGGGUUCAAAAGUGAAUGGCAGAGGCCAUGAUUUUGCCAAAAAGCUUUUCCAUGAUCUUCAACCUUCAAAAUGACUUCUUCACUUGAAAAAGGUCAUCAAAAGUUGACAUUUUUUGCCUUUUCUGUGCUCUGUGCAACUUUUUAGGCCAAAAAGUGUUAGUGGUGGUGGGGAAAGGUCCAUUUGGGUCACCCAAGUUCAUAAAAUCAUAACCCAUUCAGCCUCUGAAUUGUAGGGUAGGGUACCCUUUGAGGAAUUAUUGAAUAUGGCUGAUAUAUGUAAUUAUGUUAUAUGGUCAGUUUUGCACUAAAUGUGUCGCCAAUUUUAACAUUUUGUAUUUUAACA
Molecule: messenger RNA, 2408 nt
Organism: Cucurbita pepo subsp. pepo (vegetable marrow)
Lineage: Eukaryota; Viridiplantae; Streptophyta; Magnoliopsida; Cucurbitales; Cucurbitaceae
Product: receptor-like serine/threonine-protein kinase At2g45590
Biological process (GO): protein phosphorylation
Molecular function (GO): ATP binding; protein kinase activity
Source: RefSeq, a predicted model, not a curated record